Trichoderma aggressivum f. europaeum is the source of this 795-nucleotide messenger RNA. RefSeq lists its product as uncharacterized. NCBI's taxonomy places the organism in Eukaryota, Fungi, Ascomycota, Sordariomycetes, Hypocreales, Hypocreaceae. The coding region runs from base 1 to 795 and encodes 264 amino acids. The transcript has a single exon. The record is from RefSeq and is a predicted model, not a curated record.
AUGGAGGGACAAAGACCUUCCACCGUCUUCCUCGUCAUCGCCAUCAUCAUGGCCGUCCUCAUCUUUCUCAACAUCCUCAUCGGCAUCGCCUACCUGCUCAUCCCCAAGGACUGCAUCCGCUGCGGCCCCGACGGCCAGCCUCCUCGCCGUCCCCUGACCAGCCUUGCCCCCGCGUACAGUCUUCGCUCCAUCUUUGUUUCUGGCUCCCGCGGUCGGCGCGUCGCCAUCAUCAACGGCUUCGUCGAGGUGGAUGAUGACUUUGAUGCUUGGGCGUACUGGGCGACGGACUCGGAAGAAACGCUCAGGGGAAUUCCCGCCCACUCGCAGUCUCAGCCUCAGGGUCAGAAUCAAGUUCAAUCUCAGCAGUACCCCUACGGUCUUCACAGGGAUGCAGGUGCAGGCAUAGUCAGCACCAGAGCAUCUGCCGCCGGAUACGGCUACCAGCACCACGACCAACGCAUGGGGAUUCCUCUCGAAGGCACCGUCGCCAGAGUCCCUGAUCACAGAACCAGUGGCGGAUUUGCCUUUACCGAGUACGACUUUGAGCCGGCCAUGGAGUACGCUGCUGAGCGAGCUACGCCGCUUCGUUCCCACCCUCUUGCUCGUGGUAAUGAGAUUGACAUCGGUCAACUCCCGCAGACGCCUACGCCCACGGUGCGUACAUGGGGAAGAGACAGCGACGCUACCAUUCGAGCUGUCGUGGAGAAUCCCCGGAUGAGCGUUGGUGGCUCGAGGCCCAAGAGUUACCGCUCUGAGGGACAAGCUUCGAACGAUCCUGGCCGUCAGGGUUACUAA